Molecule: messenger RNA, 603 nt
Organism: Volvox carteri f. nagariensis
Lineage: Eukaryota; Viridiplantae; Chlorophyta; Chlorophyceae; Chlamydomonadales; Volvocaceae
Exons: 2
Coding region: 1-603 (200 amino acids)
Biological process (GO): microtubule nucleation; spindle assembly; microtubule organizing center organization
Cellular component (GO): mitotic spindle microtubule
Source: RefSeq, a predicted model, not a curated record
AUGCAAACCACAGGGCCUAGCUCAACGACGAACCCAUUUGCAAGCAUCCUAGCCGCGGCUCAGCAAAACGGGGUUACGCUUCCUCGAGUGGCACCAACCCUACCAUCUCUGUUGAACUCCGCAACCGGUCUAGUCGACGUCGGCAACACACACCAUAGCGCGCUUUGCAAAGUUCAAAGCCUGAGAGCCCAUAAGGACGCCCCUUCAGCAGCAGACGUGUUGACGCAAGAAACUCUAUGCAAACUGCUGCAUACUGCUAACAGCAACAACCGCCUUAUUGUCAAGGGCCAGCAGGAGAUUGCCGCCAGGGUGCGAGCCUUGAAGUCAAAGGAGUGCAUUCCAGUCGAGCGGCAGCAUCAACCGGACUACCUUGCCUUGCUGCGUGCCAUCUUCGAUAGCGGCUCAACCCUACAGCAGCUUUAUGAGGACAUUGCCUGGGGCCUUAACACACUGGAACCAGCCGCAUCGUGGGAGGACCGUUUACAACCCAUCCUCGCCGUCCUCGCCAGCUGCCAGGCGUACGAGUCCUGCCUCAACCAGCAAGACCAGCUCUUGGCACGGACACGCGGCACCAUGGUGCCGGCCAACACAGCCACGCAAUAA